GUGAGGUGCCAAGUGCUGCCGUCACGUUCACUCUUCUCCCUCACUCCUGCGUCCUCCCUCCCUCACCUGCGUGCUCCCGUAACGCUCGUGACCCGCCCUCGGCCAGGUUAACUCAUGAAAACCUAAUCGUAGCGACACGUUGUGCUAGUCGCCGCCAAGGUGCUCCGUGCGAGGAACACUGACGCAGCUGUUGAUGCAGCAACACAAGGUUGUGGAAAGUCGCGGUUUGGUCGUGGGAUGAGUGAGUGAGUGUGGUGGUGGUGGUGCGUGGUGAUGAGAGCAGAAGGCGUGUGUAGGCCUGGCCGGCGCGCCCUGUGAUGACCGCAGCACCGCCCGCCGCCCUCACUUGCAGGAGAAGGGGCCCCGCCCCCGGAGGGUCGCCCCAGGCCGGAGAGUGCGGGCAGGACCCCCAUGUGCUGGUGGUCGCCGCGUGCCGGCGGGGACGUGAUGCGUGAGAUCGGGGACAGUGGCCGCUGCAACGGUGGGCCAGCGGCGCCCCGGGAGCCCGGCGGCGGCGUGGGGGGCGGCUCGGGGGACGGCGGUGGAGGUCAGCAGCUAGGGGGCGAGGACCCCGAGGAAACAACGCCCCUCACCCUGCUGUCGGCCAACCCACCCGACAAGGAUCUGACGGACAUCAACAGUCUGCUGGACGACAUCCACAAGCUGGGGGGCCGCGGCGACAGCAUCCCGCUGCGCUCCCUCACACCGGGGCUUGACCGGGACCCGCCCUCCCGCCGCCACACGCCCGUCUCCCAGCCCCGGGCCUCCCACAGCCGCAAGCCCAGCAGCUCCUCCUCGGAGGAGAUCAUCGAAGUAGAGCCUCGAGCGGCGGCUCAGGUAAGACCAUAUCAUGUAUAUACUAUGCACUUUUUAAAGUACUCUCUUCCCUUUUCAUCACCUCCAUACCCCACCUUCCCCCUCACCCAACCCGUAGUGAUUAGCGCGAGUGAUCAGCGGGUCAGUGGAGCCUGAGUCCGUGGCGCGCCGAGCAAAGCUUCAAUGCCAUAUUAAUAGGUUGUCCCGCCUCGGUGCAGCCGCUUGUUUAUCCCAGGCAGUGAGGCGGAACAGCCGCCGAACAAACUCAUCCCCGUCGGCCGCUCGUGCCAACACUCGCCAGACUCAAUUACUGCUGCUGCUCGCUGACCCACCGGCUGGCGGGGCCGAUGACUUCCCGACGGGCUAACAGGGGUACCGACUGACAGGCCGCUGACUGACUGACUGACUGACAAGGCUGGUGAGUGACUGGUGGAUGACAAGGCGGUGACAGACCGGCUGGUUCACAGAUUCACUGGCUGUGUGAUGGGGGACACCGGCCAAGUAGCGGCAGAGGUACAGUAAUGGUUAAGUUAAGGGUAUACGCUAUAGCUGGGCGUGGCCUCGGUGCUUAUCUUCGUUACACUUGCUUUUGAGCCUGUGCCGGGUAAGAAGCUAUUACCCCGGGUUACAAAGGCUGUGUGACAUCCGGUUUACCACAGUUUCCCUUCCCUAGAUUUCCUUAGGCACCCAUCUAUGGACUAGCCCGAAAGGGAGGAUGAACAGAUAGGUUGGCUGCACGCUGACUGCCCGGGCCGGGAUUCAAACUGCGGCCCGUGGUUUCUAAGCCAGGUGUGCUAACCACUGCACCGUGGGAUGAGACGACGGAUGGCAGGGUUAGUGUUGGGUGGCCGGCAGGGUGCACUGGGCUCUGACUUUAGUUGUGGCAGGGUGGCAGUGGCGGCGGCAGUGUCAGGGAGGACUUGAAGGCGAGAGUCCGGGAAUACCUGAACCCUCGCUGCCUCCCCGUUUUGAUCAGAUUGCGGCGGCGGUGGAAACUUUGUGUCGGAAGGAGAACGAAAGUUUGAUGCUGUGGGUCUGAGAGUCGGCGGUGGGAUGCGGAUGGGGAGGAAGGGACGGAGAAAAAAGGAGGUAGAGGAAAAGGAGGAGGUGGGAAAGGAAUGAGAGAUGCAGCAAAGGAAAGGGAACACUAGAUAGACACAACAAAUGCUAGGGGAUGAUAAGGAGGAAAGGGGAACUUAAGGAAAAGGUGGCAGAGGAUUUAGCUACGGUGGUGGUGGUGGUGGUGGGAGUGAUGGUGGUAGCGCUGGUGGUUGUGGUGCUGAUUCUGGUUGUGGCCGAAGUAAUGUAGAAGAACGGCCAUAAAAGGAGGAAGGAGUGCAAACAGCUGAGUUUAUGGUAGAGAAAUGUAGAAGAAAGACCAGAAAAAGAGAAAGUAGUGAGUUUGAGUUAGAGGAGUGUUGAAUAGAGACCAGAAAAAGAGGAUAAAGUGGAAAAAAAAGACGAAUUAGAGGUGCUGAGUAGUAGGAAGUAAAGGGACAAAAGAAGGGGGCGAUAGGUCCUGACAAGAGCUCCGGUAAAGAGCGUCGAGGGGGAAGAUUGAGUCCCUGGGGUCAUUGGCGACACCGUUAGGGCAACUUGGGGCCUUCCUGCACCCCGGAGCACGUCGAGGCCGCCGCUGCACCAAAGAUAUUAUUACUGAGUUAUUGGAACUAAUAUUGGCACCUGUUUGGCACUGGGUUGAGAAAAUUUGAAGUUGUUUAAUAUAUCGUCAUUAUUUGGGUACAGUAAUAAUAUUUACAUGGGUGAAGGCACAGAAUAUUUAGCUAGAUUAUAGAUCAGAUAUGCAUGGGUG
This is a messenger RNA of Eriocheir sinensis (Chinese mitten crab), 2629 nucleotides long. RefSeq lists its product as uncharacterized. The transcript is spliced from 2 exons. NCBI's taxonomy places the organism in Eukaryota, Metazoa, Arthropoda, Malacostraca, Decapoda, Varunidae. The coding region runs from base 412 to 972 and encodes 186 amino acids. The record is from RefSeq and is a predicted model, not a curated record.